AUGGCGGGUUUCGUUAUAUCUGGUUUAAAGCCUCUUCCUUGUAUCUACGAUAGACCCGCCGCUGGUGUUAUCUCGACGAGUUCUUCAAAAUCCAGAUUUUUAACCAAAAACAAGAAUUUCCCAGGUCUAAAAACGUUAAAUCCAAUCAAAUCCAGGAACUGGGGUCUAAACGUGAGUGCCCCAUUUAGAGUUGCAUCCGUUGAAGAAGAUGAGGGAAGGAAAGAGAGAAACCAUGGUAUUAAUGGAUUUGAGGAACAAGAACAAGAGGCAGGGUUCGACCCUGGGGCGCCUCCGCCGUUUAAGCUGGCUGAUAUAAGAGCGGCCAUACCGAAGCAUUGUUGGGUGAAGGAUCCAUGGAAAUCUAUGAGCUACGUGGUGAGGGAUGUCGCUGUGGUGUUAGGCCUUGCGGCUGCUGCGGUCUAUGUUAACAACUGGAUUGUUUGGCCUCUUUACUGGGCUGCACAAGGAACCAUGUUUUGGGCUCUUUUUGUUCUUGGUCAUGACUGCGGCCAUGGUAGCUUUUCAAACGAUCCCAAGUUAAACAGUGUAGUGGGGCAUCUCUUGCAUUCUUCCAUUCUUGUGCCUUACCAUGGAUGGAGAAUUAGCCACAGGACUCACCAUCAAAACCAUGGUCAUGUUGAGAAUGAUGAAUCAUGGCACCCGUUGUCUGAGAAGAUAUACAGGAGUUUAGAUACUCUAACACGAACAUUGCGGUUCAUAUUGCCUUUUCCCAUGCUUGCAUUCCCUUUCUACCUUUGGAACAGAAGUCCAGGAAAGAGUGGUUCGCACUUCGACCCCAGCAGUGAUUUGUUUGUCCCGACUGAAAGAAAAGAUGUGAUUACUUCCACUCUAUCUUGGACAGCCAUGGCUGCUAUUCUUGUUGGCUUGGGUUUCACAAUGGGUCCUAUGCAGUUGCUUAAGCUAUAUGGCAUUCCAUAUUGGAUUUUCGUGAUGUGGCUGGAUGGGGUUACAUACUUGCAUCACCAUGGUCAUGAAGAGAAGCUUCCUUGGUACCGUGGGAAGGAAUGGAGUUACUUAAGGGGAGGUCUUACAACACUUGACCGUGACUAUGGAUGGAUCAACAACAUCCACCAUGAUAUUGGAACCCAUGUCAUACACCAUUUGUUUCCACAAAUCCCACAUUACCAUUUAGUAGAGGCGACUGAGGCAGCGAGGCCAGUUCUCGGAAAAUACUAUCGAGAGCCGGAACAAUCAGGGCCUUUACCUUUCCACCUCAUCGGAAGUUUGAUGAGAAGCUUGAAGAAAGAUCACUAUGUUAGUGACACUGGGGAUGUUGUUUACUACCAAACUGACCCAGAACUCAAAAAGAAUGCUUCAUAA
Gossypium raimondii (Peruvian cotton) is the source of this 1341-nucleotide messenger RNA. RefSeq names its product omega-3 fatty acid desaturase, chloroplastic-like. Bases 1 to 1341 code for a protein of 446 amino acids. The transcript is spliced from 8 exons. Gene Ontology annotation, molecular function: oxidoreductase activity, acting on paired donors, with oxidation of a pair of donors resulting in the reduction of molecular oxygen to two molecules of water. Gene Ontology annotation, biological process: lipid metabolic process. The record is from RefSeq and is marked provisional. NCBI's taxonomy places the organism in Eukaryota, Viridiplantae, Streptophyta, Magnoliopsida, Malvales, Malvaceae.